Molecule: messenger RNA, 1945 nt
Organism: Osmerus eperlanus (European smelt)
Lineage: Eukaryota; Metazoa; Chordata; Actinopteri; Osmeriformes; Osmeridae
Gene: cpox
Product: coproporphyrinogen oxidase
Exons: 7
Coding region: 117-1466 (449 amino acids)
Cellular component (GO): cytoplasm
Molecular function (GO): coproporphyrinogen oxidase activity
Source: RefSeq, a predicted model, not a curated record
CUUUUAACGUAGAUGUGACAAUGCGUCUUCCGACUUGGUCAUGUAGCCCUAAUUUGAGUACCUGUUAGCCUACUUUUGUUGUCGUUCACGAGGGAGGGAUUGCUCACUUUUUUGAUAUGGCUACAACAUUUCUUUAUUCUAUACAUAGAACGGCAUGUCGUUCGAGACAAUGUUUUAUUUCUCACUCCAAUAGGAUGUAUAGUGUCGUGGACUCGCACCUGGCUUUCCACCGCAAUACUUCACUAGUUCCGUUAAGUUUUCUUUCGCAAGCUGAAUGGUCUGCCAAAGGUGCUGGAGUGAGAUACAUGUCAUGCUGGACAGCGGGGAAAAGCAUUGCGGGUCGAUCCAGAAGAGGUGCCCUGUUGCUAGCCGGAGCAGCUGCAGCGGUCGCAGGGUUUGUGGCCAGUGUUUGCCACUUUCAGCGGGCUGAAAUGGCAUCAAGGAUCCCCAAGACCGAGGAGGAAGAAAGUGAUAUUGCAGAGAAAUGCAAGGCCUUCAUGUCGCCACCAGUAACCGAUAUCAAGGUGCUGCAGCAGAGGAGAGGGGAGAUGUGCACAAGGAUGGAAAUGUUGAUCAUGGAGACGCAAGCGGAGUUCUGCAAAGCUCUCGAGAAGGUGGAUGGCGGCACGUUCAAAGUGGACCGAUGGGAACGAAAAGAGGGGGGAGGAGGGAUCAGCUGUGUGCUUCAGGAUGGAAAGGUGUUUGAGAAGGCUGGUGUCAACGUGUCAGUGGUGUUUGGUAAUCUAACUGAAGAGGCGGCCAAGCAGAUGCGCAGCAGAGGGAAGGUCCUUAAGGGGAAAAAUGGGAAGUUGCCAUUCUGCGCCAUGGGUGUGAGCUCUGUCAUCCACCCCAAGAACCCCCACAUUCCCACAGUGCACUUCAACUAUCGAUAUUUCGAGAUUGAGGAAGAAGACGGCUCCAAGCAGUGGUGGUUUGGUGGAGGCACGGACCUGACUCCUAUGUAUGUCAGUGACGAAGACGCAGCAAUCUUCCACAGAACUCUGAAAGGGGCUUGUGACGAGCACCAUCCCCAGUACUACCCAGACUUCAAGAAAUGGUGUGACAGAUAUUUCUACAUCCGCCAUCGAGGGGAGACCCGGGGCAUCGGAGGGAUUUUCUUUGACGACCUGGACUCCCCCAGCCAAGAGGAGGCCUUCAGCUUUGUGAGGAGCUGCGCCCAAACUGUGGUGCCCUGUUAUCUCCCUAUCGUAUGGAAACACCUCAACGACCCUUUCACCCCGGAGCAGAAGGCCUGGCAGCAGGUGAGGAGAGGCAGGUACGUGGAGUUCAACCUGGUGUAUGAUAGAGGGGUUAAGUUUGGAUUGGCCACCCCAGGCUCCAGGAUUGAGAGUAUCCUCAUGUCCCUGCCCCUCACAGCUAGAUGGGAGUAUAUGCAUGAGCCAGCCAAAGGCACCCAGGAGGCGGAGAUGUUGGAGGUGUUACGAAACCCAAAGGAGUGGGUGUGAAUGAAGGCGUUGAGUUGUUGAGUCGACUCUAUGAAAUAGGUCUCAAUGAUGCUGAAACUUCAUGACCGGAAUCAAAAUGAGCACUAUUAUAUAUAUAUAUUUUUUUUUUACUUGCAAGCAUUUAGCAAAUUUAACCAAACUAACAAGAAGAGGUCCUCUCACUCGCUAAAGCUUUUUUCUUAAUGCUUGUCAAAUUAUUGUAUUUGGAUGACACUUUGUGAUUGACACUGAUGAGAUUCUUCCAUCUAACUGUGCCAUUAUUUGGGGGCAAAUUGUAUUUUUUUUUGCCUGUCUUAGUAAGAUGACGCAGUUAGAUACUGCAGACCAGCUUUGAUCUACAGCCACUUGUCCAGAGAAAUGAAAGGGAAAACCGCUCACGAUCACUUUAUAUACUAUUAUGUUUGGAAACAAGUUUCCCCAAAAAUCACAAUCGUUUUUAUAAAUGUGGAAAUUAUUGAAAUAAUUCCACAAUAAAAUAA